Messenger RNA from Melampsora larici-populina 98AG31, 2064 nucleotides. RefSeq lists its product as uncharacterized. The record is from RefSeq and is a predicted model, not a curated record. NCBI's taxonomy places the organism in Eukaryota, Fungi, Basidiomycota, Pucciniomycetes, Pucciniales, Melampsoraceae. The coding region runs from base 1 to 2064 and encodes 687 amino acids. The transcript has 6 exons.
AUGACGACCGACUUGGCCCCCGGAUGGACUACGCAUAAGAGGAGCACAUUCGAUAGUCGCAAAGGGUACUAUUUUGACAUACCAAGUGGGACUUUAGUUGAGAUUGCGACUAAUCUCGUCAUGCACCUGAACGUAAACAGGGAUUCUAACGCCAAAGGUGACGACCCCCACUUACCUGGUGUUACCUAUCUAUCGGACCUAGCAAGCGUAAUAGACUCGAAGAGGCAAACGGGAUAUACUGAUGAUGAUCCGUUUGCCUCGCCUAAGUCGUACGCACAUGUACCACAUGAGUACCUGGCACCCGAUGGAUUCCCGAGAACCGAUUGUUGGCUUAAUCCUUCCUGCAGAUUUGCUGUACUUACCAACACAGAUCAGAAUGCAGGCAAAGGUGCAGUAGUGCGAAGAGCACUGGAUGAAUAUCGCAAACAGGGCGUGGAAGGAGUGCCUGCUAACCCUCCUCUACAAACUGCAAAAAUCAGGCGAAGACAAGGACCGCGACAUGCAAAACCCGGUCGGAAAAUCAUGGCUGCAAAAGCUACCGACCAGUCUGCUACCUCAGCUAACCGUUUAAACAAGACGUACGAUUGCCACCGCUACCGGCUCAAUGACCCACUUCUACCUUACGAAGACUACGACCGAACCAUGGACAUAAUUUUCAACUGCUACAAAAUCGUAACCCAUGGAAAAGGCCAAUUUGUGGAUAGGGAUUCACACGAAUUAUUAUUCACCUACUCCUUUGAAGAUUUGGAAGCAAUGACACCGGAAAAGCGCCAGGAGCAUCAAGACGAUGUCUCUACCGUUCUAAUGUCGACUAAGCUUUUCAAGAGGUUACCAACUCCUAAACCCCUGGCUCCUCCAAUUUUUAGUAGUUCACCUUUGCUGAUUAACCCGAUUCCAGCCAACCGUACCAACCUACGACUGCCUGAUGAUACCAAUCUGCCAUCUUCUCCUCUAAGUUCCCUGCCACCUUCGGAUGCCGAUAUGGAUAGAGACAAUACCAGCCUACAAAUGCCUGACGAUCCCGAUCCCCCAUCUUCUCCUCUAACUUCCCUGCCACCUUCGGAUGCCGAAGUAAAUGAAGAUGAUCUGAAUCACGCUCAGAACAGUUUUCUCAACAAUGUAACGACCAUCCCCAGGAAGCGUAAGCGUAGUGACAGACAUAAUGGCGUAAUAUCUAAGAAGUUACCUGUAGAAGAAAAGUUUAGAUAUGCUGGCUUGAAUAGAACAAAGCGUAAGCGAACUAUUACCAAGCCAACUAUUACGAAGAAAGUUACAUUUGGGAAAAUUGCUCCGACCUUGAAGAAGCAAAAGCGAAACAUAACAACUAACGGCGCUCUAAUUCAUGGGAGAAUGUAUUGUUUUGGCCAAACAGUUGGAUAUUCUCGUAACAUCCUCCUGGGACCCUACCGCCCCAACAAAGCCUCAUCUCGAUCGUUAUACCGAACCUUCUUAGACAAACUAGCCGGCUUCGGCGCACGUCUUGGCGGUAGAUUCAAAGACUUUUGCGAUGUAGGUUUUCAGGUAGCUCGCCAGCAACUCAACACACUUCGAGCCCCUCCAAUGACAGCGACCUCGAAGUUUCAACCAUCAGGGCCGCACGACUUCGCCUCCAACUUCGCAUUUACCCUGGGUAAUUUUUAUAACAAGCCUCAUACCGACAACGACAAGGGCAAGGUUUACUGUAUAUGGUACCCGAUAGAUAGUCUAAGUGGUAAGAUUGUCACAGAAUGUGAGGGCUUUGAACUUGAAGGCGGGUGGUUUAUCUUCCCAGAAUACCGAGUGGCCUUCAAAUUUGGUGGUAAGUUUGCAGUUCAAAUUGCAUGGAACGGCAAAUCCACUUUCCACCAUACUCUACCUUCUCAUGAAAAAAUUGCAUUGAACAAGCAAGGCAAGAAAGUACAUUACACACGCCUUGGUUGUUCAUCCCAAAUCACUUACAAGAUGGCCAGAGCCAGUGUAAAGAUUGGAACAGACAAACAGUACAAUCAUACUUCCAACUGCGAGCGCAAGUUAAUGGAUGCGGAGGACAUUUUGGAAAUGCCGGAUAGAAAUUGGAAGGAAUGA